AUGGAGGAGAUAGGGAAAGAGACAGCUGUCACAGCUCCAGGUCCGUCUCUAUGCCUGAGCAAGCACGUCGAUCCAUCGAGUGAAGAGAGUCAUCGAUACUACCUUGCGCGGAGGACUGCCUUGGAGAUGCUCCGUGACAGAGGCUACCAAGUCUCCUCCGAAGAUAUCGAUCUCUCCCUCCAGGCUUUCCGAGCUGUUCACGGCGAACAUCCCGACGUUGACCGUCUCCGUAUCUCCGUUCAGCAUCGCUCCGAUUCUUCCAAAAGGGUCAAGGUUGUGUUUUUUGGUACUGGUAUGGUUAAAGUCAAUUCAAUCCGCAGUGUUGCAGCAGAAGUACUUAGCCAAGAAACGAUCACAGGGCUGAUAUUGGUCCUGCAAAGCCAUGUAACCAAACAAGCCUUGAAAGCCCUUGAACUUUUUCAAUUCAAGGUCGAGAUAUUCCAGAUAACCGACUUGCUAGUCAACAUAACGAAACAUGUACUGAAGCCACAACAUCAAGUUCUGAGUGAUGAAGAGAAGACAGCACUUCUCAAGAAGUUCGAUAUCCAGGAAAAACAGCUUCCUCGGAUUUCAAAGAAAGACGCGAUUGUGCGGUACUAUGGACUGGAGAAAGGACAAGUUGUGAAAGUGAAUUACAGAGGCGAACUCUCAGAGUCUCAUGUUACCUACCGAUGUGUGUGGUGA
Microthlaspi erraticum is the source of this 684-nucleotide messenger RNA. NCBI's taxonomy places the organism in Eukaryota, Viridiplantae, Streptophyta, Magnoliopsida, Brassicales, Brassicaceae. The record is from the annotation of a GenBank genome assembly.